AUGAAUAAGGCAAACAAAACAUUCUCAGAUGAACACCCCCUGCACCUUCUGAAAGCCAAUCAUGCAGCGGAAUCCGAUGAAAACGCCACUUGCCGCCGUUUCCCCGCGAAUCCCCCAUCGACGCCGAAUCUACCGCCGGAAGAGCGCUUACCGGGCCAUUCGCCAAAGCGAAUGUCUGUUAGCCCAACGCCCCCCUCUACACCUCCCCGUUCGGCCCAAAACGGCCAAUCAAGAACCUCGUUUAUAUUCUCAAAGACGCUGAUGACCUCCAAGAAGCUCUCAUCGUCAGUGCACGGGACGCUGACGCAGCCGAUUGUAUACGAGCUGUCGGACGAUGACUAG
Letharia lupina is the source of this 342-nucleotide messenger RNA. RefSeq lists its product as uncharacterized. Bases 1 to 342 code for a protein of 113 amino acids. Lineage: Eukaryota; Fungi; Ascomycota; Lecanoromycetes; Lecanorales; Parmeliaceae. The record is from RefSeq and is a predicted model, not a curated record. The transcript is spliced from 3 exons.